AUGCCAUGCAAACCGCGACGAAAGAUAGCCCCAAUCCAGCAUUGUGGCGCCGAUUGUCCGUCCCCAAGCCCAAAUGGGAGAGGAAAGCACAUCAAUAGCAGAGAUUUUAGCCUAUUUAUCAGGAACAUUACUUUCGAUACAUCAAUGGAAGACCUCUUCCAGAUCUUCAUCAAAUUUGGGAAGGUCAUAGACAUGUACAUUCUGAAGCUUCCGGGGACUCUCAAGCUGAGAGGCUAUGGCUUCGCUCGAUUCAGAUACGAGCAGGAGGCAAAGAAUGCCACGGAUGUUCUAAAUGGCAAGAGGAUUGAUGGCAGAAUAGUAGAGAUUAGAUGGGCCUGA
Molecule: messenger RNA, 339 nt
Organism: Magnolia sinica
Lineage: Eukaryota; Viridiplantae; Streptophyta; Magnoliopsida; Magnoliales; Magnoliaceae
Product: serine/arginine-rich splicing factor SC35-like
Exons: 1
Coding region: 1-339 (112 amino acids)
Molecular function (GO): RNA binding
Source: RefSeq, a predicted model, not a curated record